Molecule: messenger RNA, 326 nt
Organism: Malurus melanocephalus (red-backed fairy wren)
Lineage: Eukaryota; Metazoa; Chordata; Aves; Passeriformes; Maluridae
Product: gallinacin-2-like
Exons: 3
Coding region: 1-231 (76 amino acids)
Biological process (GO): defense response
Cellular component (GO): extracellular region
Source: RefSeq, a predicted model, not a curated record
AUGAAGAUCCUUUACCUGCUCUUUUCUCUCCUCUUCUUGGCUCUCCAGGUUUCUCCAGGUUUGUCUUUGCCCAGGAGGGAAAUGCUUUUCUGCAAACGAGGGAGCUGUUACUUUGGAGGAUGCCCCUUCCACCUGGUGAAAGUUGGAAGUUGCUUUGGGUUCCGCUCCUGCUGCAAAGAGCCAUGGAAUGUAGGAAAUGAAGUUGAUGAACCAUUCAUUGAAGAGCAAUGAAAAUUUCUUCUAAACCUACAAAUUUGCUUGGAAUCUCCUUACUCCUAAACCCACUGGAUCCUGCUGCAAAGCUGCACACACCUUUCAUUCCCAAU